UCCCCGAGGGGGAGAUGGACAUUUCCGCCCCCAAGGUGGACGUGGGCGUCCCCAGCGUGGAGGUGGAGGGGCCGGAGGUCAAAGGGAAGGGUCUCAAGUUCAAAAUGCCCGAACUCAAUGUUCAGACCCCAAAGCUCUCCAUGCCAGACGUGGACCUGGGCUUGAAGGCCCCGAAACUGAAAGGGGACGCUGGAAUUUCCGGGCUGAAGGGCCCCAAAAUCGAGGUGGAAGGCCCCAAAAUUGAGGUGAAAGGCCCCAGAGUGGAUGUGGAAGGUGCCAAGAUGGAUGUGGAAGGUCCCAAGUUGGAUGUUGACGUGCCUGAGGUGGACUUGGAAUGUCCGGAAGGGAAGAUGAAAGGCCCCAAGUUCAAGAUGCCGAAACUCAACGUUAAAUCCCCCAAAAUCUCGAUGCCGGACAUGGAUCUGAACCUGAAGGGACCCAAAGUGAAGGGAGAUGUGGACGUGUCCCUGCCCAAGGUGGAAGGCGACCUCAAGGGGCCAAAGGUGGACGUGGAGGUCCCGGACGUCCACCUGGAGGGUCCAGAGGCCAAACUGAAAAUGCCCAAAAUGAAAUUGCCGCAUUUCAACGUGUCCGGCCCCAAGCUGGAGGGGGCCGAGGUGGACGUGACCCUGCCCAGAGGAGAGGUGGACAUCUCCGGGCCUCAGGUGGACAUUGAGGGUCCGGAGGUGGACGUCGGAGGGGCGGAAGGGAAGUGGAAAGGUCCCAAGUUCCGGAUGCCGAAGCUGAACAUCAAAUCCCCCAAAAUCUCGAUGCCGGACGUGGAUUUGAACCUGAAGGGACCCAAAGUGAAGGGAGAGUUGGAUGUGUCCCUGCCCAAGGUGGAAGGGGAACUGAAAGCUCCAGAAAUGGACAUUAAAGGGCCAAAGGUGGGCGUUGAGGUGCCCAGCGUGGAUUUGGAGUGUCCCGAGGGGAAGAUCAAAGGCCCCAAGUUCAAGAUGCCCGAGAUGCACAUCAAGACCCAGAAGAUCUCCAUGCCCGACGUGGACAUCAACCUGAAGGGCCCCAAAGUCAAGGGCGAUGUCGAUGUCUCUGUCCCCAAACUGGAGGGAGACCUGAAGGCUCCUGAACUGGACAUCAAGGGCCCCAAAGUGGACAUUGAGGCGCCUGACGUCGACAUCCACGGCCCCGAGGGAAAAUUCAAGAUGCCCAAAUUCAAGAUGCCCAAGUUUGGGAUGAAGGGAGAAGGCCCCGAGGUGGACGUGAACCUCCCAAAGGCAGACCUGGACGUGUCCGGCCCCAAGGUGGACGUUGAGAUGCCGAGUUUGGACAUUGAGGGCCCCGAGGGGAAGAUCAAAGGCCCCAAGUUCAAGAUGCCCGAGAUGCAUUUUAAGACACCCAAGAUCUCCAUGCCCGACAUUGACCUGAACCUGAAGGGCCCCAAAGUGAAAGGAGACAUCGAUGUCUCUGUCCCCAAGCUGGAGGGAGACCUGAAAGGUCCCGAAAUUGACAUCAAGGGCCCCAAAGUGGACAUUGAGGCUCCCGAUGUCGACAUCCAUGGCCCCGAGGGAAAAUUCAAGAUGCCCAAAUUCAAGAUGCCCAAAUUUGGUCUGCCUGGGGUCAAGGCAGAAGGCCCUGAGGUGGACAUUGAAGGUCCAGAGGUGGACGUGGAGCUGCCAGAGGGGAAGGUGAAAGGCCCCAAGUUCAAGAUGCCUGAGAUGCACAUCAAGACCCAGAAGAUCUCCAUGCCCGAUGUGGACAUCAACCUCAAGGGCCCCAAGGUCAAGGGUGAUGUGGACGUGUCCCUUCCGAAGAUCGAAGGGGAUCUGAAGGCUCCUGAACUGGACAUCAAGGGCCCCAAAGUGGACAUUGAGGCGCCCGACGUCGACAUCCACGGCCCCGAGGGAAAAUUCAAGAUGCCCAAGUUCAAGAUGCCCAAAUUUGGGAUGCCUGGCUUCAAGGCAGAAGGCCCCGAGGUGGACGUGAACCUCCCAAAGGCAGACCUGGACGUGUCCGGCCCCAAGGUGGACGUUGAAGGUCCAGAGGUGGACGUGGAGCUGCCAGAGGGGAAGAUCAAAGGCCCCAAGUUCAAGAUGCCUGAGAUGCACAUCAAGGCCCCCAAGAUCUCCAUGCCCGACGUUGACUUCAACCUCAAAGGCCCCAAGGUCAAGGGUGAUGUGGACGUGUCCCUUCCUAAGAUCGAAGGGGACCUGAAGGCUCCUGAACUGGACAUCAAGGGCCCCAAAGUGGACAUUGAGGCGCCCGACGUCGACAUCCAUGGCCCCGAGGGAAAAUUCAAGAUGCCCAAAUUCAAGAUGCCCAAAUUUGGUUUGAAGGGAGAAGGCCCCGAGGUGGACGUGGACCUCCCAAAGGCAGACCUGGACGUGUCCGGCCCCAAGGUGGACGUUGAGAUGCCGAGUGUGGACAUUGAGGGCCCCGAGGGGAAGAUCAAAGGCCCCAAGUUCAAGAUGCCCGAGAUGAACAUCAAGGCACCCAAGAUCUCCAUGCCCGACAUUGACCUGAACCUGAAGGGCCCCAAAGUGAAGGGGGACGUCGAUGUCUCUGUCCCCAAGCUGGAGGGUGACCUGAAAGGUCCGGAGGUGAACAUUAAAGGUCCGAAGGUGGAUGUGGACGUUCCUGAGGUGGAUGUAGAGGGGAAGUGGAAGGGACCCAAGAUCAAGAUGCCCGAGAUGAACAUCAAGGCACCGAAAUUUUCUCUGCCUGAUGUCGACCUGAACCUGAAAGGUCCCAAAGUGAAGGGAGAGGUGGGUGUGUCUGCCCCAAAAAUAGAAGGUGAUGUGAAAGUGCCGGAACUGGAGUUGAAAGGACCCAAAGUGGAUGUGGAUGUCCCCGACAUCGAACUGGAGUGUCCAGAAGGGAAGAUCAAAGGCCCCAAGUUCAAGAUGCCCGAGAUGCACAUCAAGGCCCCCAAGAUCUCCAUGCCUGACUUCGAUCUCAACCUGAAGGGCCCCAAAGUGAAGGGAGAUGUGGACGUCUCCAUCCCGAAAAUCGAGGGAGAUCUGAAGGCCCCAGACAUCGACAUCAAAGGCCCCAAAGUCGAUGUUGACCUCCCUGACAUCGACCUGGAGUGUCCUGAAGCGAAGCUGAAGGGCCCCAAGUUCAAGAUGCCUGAGAUGCACUUCAAAACCCCCAAGAUCUCCAUGCCCGACAUUGACCUGAACCUGAGAGGCCCAAAACUGAAGGGGGACGUUGACGUUUCUGUCCCCAAGAUGGAAGGUGACCUGAAGGGCCCAGACCUGGACAUCAAAGGCCCCAAAGUGGACAUCGAGGCUCCUGACGUGGACAUCGAUCUCCCAGAGGGGAAGGUGAAGGGCCCCAAGUUCAAGAUGCCCGAGAUGCACAUCAAGGCCCCCAAGAUCUCCAUGCCCGACUUUGAUUUGAAUCUGAAGGGCCCCAAGGUCAAGGGGGACGUUGACGUUUCCCUGCCCAAGCUUGAAGGGGACCUGAAGGGGCCGGAAGUGUCACUGAAAGGUCCCAAAGUGGACGUAGAGGUUCCCGACGUGGAGCUGGAGUGUCCAGAAGGGAAGAUCAAAGGCCCCAAGUUCAAGAUGCCCGAGAUGCACAUCAAGGCCCCCAAGAUCUCCAUGCCUGACUUUGAUUUGAAUCUGAAGGGCCCCAAGGUCAAGGGGGACGUCGACGUCUCUGUCCCCAAGCUGGAGGGUGACCUGAAGGGCCCUGAACUGGACAUCAAAGGCCCCAGAGUCAAUGUGGACCUCCCCGACGUGGAGCUGGAGUGCCCUGAGGGGAAACUGAAGGGCCCCAAGUUCAAGAUGCCCGAGAUGCACAUCAAGGCCCCCAAGAUCUCCAUGCCCGACAUCGACUUGAACCUGAAAGGCCCCAAACUGAAGGGGGACGUCGAUGUCUCUGUCCCCAAGCUGGAGGGAGACCUGAAAGGUCCUGAAAUUGACAUCAAGGGCCCCAAAGUGGAUGUGGACCUUCCCGACGUGGAGCUGGGAGGGCCCGAGGGGAAGAUCAAAGGCCCCAAGUUCAAGAUGCCCGAGAUGCACAUCAAGGCCCCCAAGAUCUCCAUGCCCGACGUUGACUUCAACCUCAAAGGCCCCAAGGUCAAGGGUGAUGUGGACAUGUCCCUUCCGAAGAUCGAAGGUGAUCUGAAGGCUCCUGAACUGGACAUCAAAGGCCCCAAAGUGGACAUUGAGGCGCCCGACGUCGACAUCCAUGGCCCCGAGGGAAAAUUCAAGAUGCCCAAAUUCAAGAUGCCCAAAUUUGGUUUGAAGGGAGAAGGCCCCGAGGUGGACGUGAACCUCCCAAAGGCAGACCUGGACGUGUCCGGCCCCAAGGUGGACGUUGAGAUGCCGAGUGUGGACAUUGAGGGCCCCGAGGGGAAGAUCAAAGGCCCCAAGUUCAAGAUGCCCGAGAUGCAUUUUAAAACACCCAAGAUCUCCAUGCCCGACAUUGACCUGAACCUGAAGGGCCCCAAACUGAAGGGGGACGUCGAUGUCUCUGUUCCAAAGCUGGAGGGUGACCUGAAAGGUCCCGAAAUUGACAUCAAGGGCCCCAAAGUGGAUGUGGAUCUCCCCAACGUGGAGCUGCCCGAGGGGAAGAUCAAAGGCCCCAAGUUCAAGAUGCCCGAGAUGCACAUCAAGGCCCCCAAGAUCUCCAUGCCUGACGUCGACUUCAACCUCAAGGGCCCCAAGGUCAAGGGUGAUGUGGACGUGUCCCUUCCAAAGAUCGAAGGUGACCUGAAGGCUCCUGAACUGGACAUCAAGGGCCCCAAAGUGGACAUUGAGGCGCCCGACGUCGACAUCCACGGCCCAGAAGGGAAAAUAAAGUUCCCCAAGUUCAAGAUGCCCAAAUUUGGUCUGCCCGGGGUCAAGGCAGAAGGCCCUGAGGUGGACGUGAACCUCCCGACAGGAAACCUGGACGUGUCCGGCCCCAAGGUGGACAUUGAAGUUCCAGAGGUGGACGUGGAGCUGCCAGAGGGGAAGAUCAAAGGCCCCAAGUUCAAGAUGCCCGAGAUGCACAUCAAGGCACCCAAGAUCUCCAUGCCUGAUGUUGACUUCAACCUCAAGGGCCCCAAGGUCAAGGGGGACAUCGAUGUCUCUGUUCCAAAGCUGGAGGGAGAUCUGAAGGCCCCAGACAUCGACAUCAAAGGCCCCAAAGUCAACGUUGACCUCCCUGACGUGGAGCUGGAAGGGCCUGAGGGGAAGAUCAAAGGCCCCAAGUUCAAGAUGCCCGAGAUGCAUUUUAAGACACCCAAGAUCUCCAUGCCUGAUAUUGACCUGAACCUGAAGGGCCCCAAAGUGAAAGGAGACGUCGAUGUCUCUGUUCCAAAGCUGGAGGGAGACCUGAAAGGUCCCGAAAUUGACAUCAAGGGCCCCAAAGUGGAUGUGGACAUUCCUGACGUGGAGCUGCCCGAGGGGAAGAUCAAAGGCCCCAAGUUCAAGAUGCCCGAGAUGCACAUCAAGGCCCCCAAAUUCUCCAUGCCUGAUGUCGACUUCAGCCUUAAGGGCCCCAAAGUGAAGGGGGACGUCGAUGUCUCUGUCCCCAAACUGGAGGGUGACCUGAAGGGCCCCGACAUUGACAUCAAGGGCCCCAAAGUGGACAUUGAAGCACCUGAUGUCGACAUCCACGGCCCAGAAGGGAAAAUAAAGUUCCCCAAGUUCAAGAUGCCCAAAUUUGGGGUCCCUGGCUUCAAAGCAGAGGCGCCAGAGGUGGAUGUGAACCUCCCGACAGGAAACCUGGACGUGUCCGGCCCCAAGGUGGACAUUGAAGGUCCAGAGGUGGACGUGGAGCUGCCAGAGGGGAAGAUCAAAGGCCCCAAGUUCAAGAUGCCCGAGAUGCACAUCAAGGCACCCAAGAUCUCCAUGCCUGAUGUUGACUUCAACCUCAAGGGCCCCAAAUUGAAGGGGGACGUCGAUGUGUCCCUUCCAAAGCUCGAGGGUGACCUGAAAGGCCCCGAUAUUGACAUCAAGGGCCCCAAAGUGGAUGUGGAUCUCCCCGACGUGGAGCUGGAAGGACCCGAGGGGAAGAUCAAAGGCCCCAAGUUCAAGAUGCCCGAGAUGCACAUCAAGGCCCCCAAGAUCUCCAUGCCCGACAUUGACUUCAGCCUGAAGGGGCCCAAAGUGAAGGGAGACGUCGAUGUUUCUGUCCCCAAGCUGGAGGGUGACUUGAAGGCUCCUGAACUGGACAUCAAGGGCCCCAAAGUGGACAUUGAGGUGCCCGACGUCGACAUCCAUGGCCCGGAAGGGAAAAUUAAAAUGCCCAAGUUCAAGAUGCCCAAAUUCGGAUUUUCUGGGCCAAAAGUGGAAGGCCCCGAGGUGGAUGUGAACCUCCCGGAGGCCGAGGUCAAUGUUUCGGGUCCCAAGGUCGAUGUUUCUGUCCCUGACCUGGACGUUGAAGGUCCAGAAGGGAAACUGAAGGGCCCCAAGUUGAAGAAGCCAGAGCUGCAGUUCAACGUCCCCAAGAUCUCCAUGCCCGACAUCGACCUGAACCUGAAAGGCCCCAGACUGAAAGGUGACAUCGAUGCUUCUCUGCCCAAGGUCGAGGGCGAGCUGAAAGGCCCCAAACUGGACAUCAAAGGGCCGGAGCUGGAGCUGGAGGGGCCGAAGGUUGACCUUGAAGGCAAAGCAAAAAAAUCCAGGUUCAAACUUCCCAAGUUUGGCUUUUCUGGCCCAAAAGUUCAAAGCCCCGAGGUGGAUGUGAAGCUUAAAAAACCGGAGGUGGAACUGUCCGGCCCGAAAGUCGAGGUCCAGGCUCCAGAUUUGGAUGUCCAGGGAAAAUCCAAAGGCUCCAAAUUCAAAAUGCCUUUUCUGAACAUUUCUUCACCCAAAGUCUCGAUGCCGGAUGUGGAGCUGAACCUGAAGGGGCACAAAAUGAAAGGGGAGUUCGACCUGCCCACCCCCAAACUGGAAGGCGAGCUGAAAGGUCCUGAGGUGGACAUCAAGAGCCCCAAGGUCAACAUCGAGGGCCCCGACCUGGACGUUCACGGCCCGGAGGGGAAAAUCAAAAUGCCCAAGUUAAAAAUGCCCAAAUUUGGUGUUCCUGGGUUUAAAGGGGAGGGGCCAGAGGUGGACGUGAACCUGCCGACAGGAGAGCUGGACGUGUCCGGCCCCAAGGUGGACAUUGAAGGUCCAGAGGUGGACAUUGAGGGCCCCGAGGGGAAGAUCAAAGGCCCCAAGUUCAAGAUGCCUGAGGUGAACAUCAAGGCCCCCAAGAUCUCCAUGCCCGACAUUGACCUGAACCUGAAGGGCCCCAAAGUGAAGGGGGACGUGGACGUGGACCUGAAAGGACCCAAGGUGGACGUGGACGUUCCUGACAUCGACGUCGAAGGUCCCAAAGGGAAGAUCAAGGGCCCCAAAUUUAAAAUGCCCGAGAUGAACAUCAAAGCUCCCAACCUCUCCAUGCCGGACCUGGACCUCAGCCUGAAGGGUCCCAAGGUCAAGGGAGGGGUGGACGUCGAUCUAUCCACACCAAAACUCGAAGGGGACUUGAGCUUGCCGGACGUGGACAUCAAAGGCCCCAAGGUGGACAUCGAGGCUCCUGACGUGGACAUCGAUCUCCCAGAGGGGAAGGUGAAGGGCCCCAAGUUCAAGAUGCCCGAGAUGCACAUCAAGGCCCCCAAGAUCUCCAUGCCCGAUGUUGACUUCAACCUCAAAGGCCCCAAGGUCAAGGGUGAUGUGGACGUGUCCCUGCCUAAGAUCGAAGGUGACCUGAAGGCUCCUGAACUGGACAUCAAGGGCCCCAAAGUGGACAUUGAGGCGCCCGACGUCGACAUCCACGGCCCCGAGGGAAAAUUCAAGAUGCCCAAAUUCAAGAUGCCCAAGUUUGGUUUGAAGGGAGAAGGCCCCGAGGUGGACGUGAACCUCCCAAAGGCAGACCUGGACGUGUCCGGCCCCAAGGUGGACAUUGAAGGUCCAGAGGUGGACGUGGAGCUGCCAGAGGGGAAGAUCAAAGGCCCCAAGUUCAAGAUGCCCGAGAUGCAUUUUAAGACGCCCAAGAUCUCCAUGCCCGACAUUGACCUGAACCUGAAGGGCCCCAAACUGAAGGGAGACGUCGAUGUUUCCCUGCCCAAAAUGGAAGGUGACCUGAAAGGUCCCGAUAUUGACAUCAAGGGCCCCAAAGUGGAUGUGGAUCUUCCCGACGUGGAGCUGGAAGGACCCGAGGGGAAGAUCAAAGGCCCCAAGUUCAAGAUGCCUGAGAUGCACAUCAAGGCCCCCAAGAUCUCCAUGCCCGACUUUGAUUUGAACCUGAAGGGCCCCAAGGUCAAGGGAGACGUGGAUGUGUCCCUGCCGAGCGUGGAAGGGGAUCUGAAAGGGCCGAAGGUGGACGUGAAAGGCCCCGAAUUCGAUGUUUCCGCCCCAGAUGUUCAAAUCGAGGGCCCCGAGGGGAAGAUCAAAGGGCCCAAGUUCAAGAUGCCCGAGAUGAACAUCAAGGCCCCCAAGAUCUCCAUGCCUGACUUUGAUCUCAACCUGAAGGGCCCCAAACUGAAGGGGGACGUCGAUGUCUCUGUCCCCAAGCUGGAAGGUGACCUGAAGGCUCCUGAACUGGACAUCAAAGGCCCCAAAGUUGAUGUGGAUCUCCCCGACGUGGAGCUGGAAGGACCCGAUGGGAAGAUCAAAGGCCCCAAGUUCAAGAUGCCCGAGAUGCACAUCAAGGCCCCCAAGAUCUCCAUGCCUGAUGUUGACUUCAACCUCAAAGGCCCCAAGGUCAAGGGUGAUGUGGACGUGUCCCUUCCAAAGAUCGAAGGGGACCUGAAGGCUCCUGAACUGGACAUCAAGGGCCCCAAAGUGGACAUUGAGGCGCCCGAUGUCGACAUCCACGGCCCUGAGGGAAAAUUCAAGAUGCCCAAAUUCAAGAUGCCCAAAUUUGGUUUGAAGGGAGAAGGCCCCGAGGUGGACGUGAACCUCCCAAAGGCAGACCUGGACGUGUCCGGCCCCAAGGUGGACGUUGAGAUGCCGAGUGUGGACAUUGAGGGCCCCGAGGGGAAGGUGAAAGGCCCCAAGUUCAAGAUGCCCGAGAUGCAUUUUAAGACGCCCAAGAUCUCCAUGCCUGACAUUGACCUGAACCUGAAGGGCCCCAAACUGAAAGGAGACAUCGAUGUCUCUGUCCCCAAGCUGGAGGGAGACCUGAAAGGUCCCGAAAUUGACAUCAAGGGCCCCAAAGUGGAUGUGGAUCUCCCCAACGUGGAGCUGGAAGGACCCGAGGGGAAGAUCAAAGGCCCCAAGUUCAAGAUGCCCGAGAUGCACAUCAAGGCCCCCAAGAUCUCCAUGCCCGAUGUUGACUUCAACCUCAAAGGCCCCAAGGUCAAGGGUGAUGUGGACGUGUCCCUUCCAAAGAUCGAAGGGGACCUGAAGGCUCCUGAAGUGGACAUCAAGGGCCCCAAAGUGGACAUUGAGGCGCCCGACGUCGACAUCCACGGCCCCGAGGGAAAAUUCAAGAUGCCCAAGUUCAAGAUGCCCAAAUUUGGUUUGAAGGGAGAAGGCCCCGAGGUGGACGUGAACCUCCCAAAGGCAGACCUGGACGUGUCCGGCCCCAAGGUGGACGUUGAAGGUCCAGAGGUAGACAUUGAGGGUCCCGAAGGAAAACUGAAGGGCCCCAAGUUCAAGAUGCCCGAGAUGCACAUCAAAGCCCCCAAGAUCUCCAUGCCUGACCUCGACCUGAACUUGAAAGGCCCCAAAGUGAAAGGUGAUGUGGACGUGUCGGUGCCCAGUGUGGAAGGGGAGCUGAAAGGUCCCGAGGUCAACGUCACCGCCCCCAGCGUCACCAUAGACAGCCCCGAGGGAAAAUUCAAACUGCCCAAGUUCAAGAUGCCCAAAUUCUCCAUGCCCGGGUUCAAAGGGGAUGGCGUGGACGUGGACCUGGCCGUCCCCAAGGGUGACGUGGCCAUUUCAGGCCCCAGCGUGGACGUGGAGGCUCCUGAGCUGAGCGUGGACGGAAAAGUCAAAGGUCCCAAAUUUUCCAUGCCUGAGAUGCACAUCAAGGCCCCCAAGAUCUCCAUGCCCGACGUCGACUUCAACCUCAAAGGCCCCAAAUUGAAGGGGGACGUUGAUGUUUCCCUUCCAAAGCUCGAGGGUGACCUGAAAGGCCCCGAAAUUGACAUCAAGGGCCCCAAAGUGGAUGUGGAUCUCCCCGACGUGGAGCUGGAAGGACCCGAGGGGAAGGUGAAAGGCCCCAAGUUCAAGAUGCCGGAGAUGCACAUCAAGGCCCCCAAAUUCUCCAUGCCCGACGUCGACUUCAGCCUGAAGGGCCCCAAGGUCAAGGGUGACAUCGAUGUCUCUGUCCCCAAGCUGGAGGGUGACCUGCAGUGCCCAGACGUCGACCUCAAGGGCCCCAAAGUGGACAUCCAGGCGCCGGACGUGACCCUGGAAGCGCCCAAGGUCAAGAUGCCCGACAUUCACCUCAAAACGCCCCAGAUCUCCAUGCCCGACAUCGACCUGAACCUGAAGGGACUGAAGGUCAAAGGUGACGCCGACCUACAGGGCCCCAAGCUCGAGGGGGGUCUGAAGGGCCCCGAGGUCGACAUCAAAGGCCCCAAGGUCGACAUCGAGGGCCCGGCGGUCGACGUUGAGGGCCUGGAGGGGAAAGUGAAGCUGCCCAAAAUGAAAAUACCCAAAUUUGGCUUUAAAGGGGAAGGUCCUGACGUGGACGUGAACUUGCCGAAGGCUGAGGUGGAUCUGUCCGGCCCCAAGGUCGAUCUCAGCCUGCCAGAGGUGAAUGCUGGAGGUCUGGAGGGCAAAGUGAAAGGUCCUAAACUGAAAAUGCCCGAAAUGCACAUGAAUGUCCCCAAAAUCUCCAUGCCCGAGAUAGACUUGAACUUGAAAGGCCACAAAACCAAGGGUGGCUUUGACAUUUCCACCCCAAAGGUGGAAGGUCACCUGAAGGGGCCCGAGGUCAACCUCAAAGGCCCAGAAUUCGGGGUCAAAGGCCCCGAGGUUGACGUUGAAUGUCCCGACCUGAGCGUCGAGGGCCCCGAGGCCAACAUCAAAGUUCCCAAGUUCAAAAAGUCCAAAUUCGGGUUCGGGAUGAAAAGCCCCAAGGCGGAUGUGGAGCUACCUGAGGCGGAGCUGAGCGUGGAGUCACCUGAGGCCCACCUGUCCGGGAAGGGGAAGAAGAGCAAGUUCAAGAUGCCCAAAAUCCACAUGAGCGGCCCCAAAGUGAAGGGGAAGAAGGGCGCCUUCGACGUGAACGCGGCGGGGGCCGAGCUGGACGCGGAGCUGAACGUCACCGGCCCCGAUGUCACCGUCAGGGGCGACGCCGCCGCCAAGUCCCCCAAAGGCAAGAAGCACAUGUUCGGGAAGAUCUCCUUCCCCGACGUCGAGUUCGACCUCAAAUCCCCCCGGUUCCGUGGGGAGGCCUCGGCCGGGGCCCCGAAAGUUGAGGGCGAUCUGGAGGUCAAGGUCCCGGAUGUUGAAGGUCCCGAUGUGAACCUGAAAAGCCCCAAAUUCAAACUCCCCGGGGUCCAGGUGGGCGCGGGAGAGGUGAAGAUCGGGGGGGACCUGCAGGGCCCCGGCAUCGACGUCGCCGUCCCCUCGGUCGCGGCCCCGGAUGUCGACAUCAGCGUGAAAGGACCAAAAGUAAAGGGCGAAGUCGGCGUUGCCGGAGCACAACUGGAAGGUCCCGAGGGGAAACUGGGAUGGCCCCAGGGGGGGAAAACGGGCUUGGGGCUGGAAAUGCCGGACGUCAGCUCGGCCGUGGACGUGAAGCUCAAAGGGCCCCAAAUCUCCAGACCUGAGUUGGAGGGAAACCUGAAAGGACCAAAAUUGAAGGGAGAUUUGGACAUUUCGGGCUCGGUGGAAGGGCCUGGCGUCACCCUGGACGCGCCCGGCCUGGACCUCGGCGGCCUCGGGGGGAAGGUGAAGCUGCCCACGGUGAAGUCCCCGACGCUGGAGGUCCAGGGUGGCGUCCCCUGCUCCGUCCAGUCCCCGGGGGCCACCCUGGACCUCAAGGGGCCCUCGCUGGACGCCUCCGGCCUGGAUUUGGAUGUCAACCUGAAAGGACCAAAGUUGAAAGGAGACGUCGGCGUCAAAUCCCCCCAGGCGUCGGCAGAUGAUGCCGGUUUCGAAAUUUUGGGGGGCACCAUCAAACUCCCGUCCCUGAAGCUGCCCCAGUUCGGCAUCUCCAGCCCCAGCGUGAACGGAGGGGACGCGGGGGUCACUCUGGAGGGCCCCCAGGUCAAGGGGGGGCUGAAGGGCUCCGUUUCGGGGCUGGAAGGCCCCGAGGUGGAACUGAAAGGGCCGAAAUUCUCCGCGCCGGAUGUUGACCUGAGGCUGAAAGGACCAAACGUGGAGGUGGCCGGUGACAUCAAAGGGUCAAAGGUCAGCGUGGAAGCCCCUCGUGGGGGGGUGGGCGUCCACCUGGAGGCUCCGGCCCUGGAAGUGUCCGGGUCGGGGAUGAGCAUCAGCGUGAAAGGGCCGAAGGUCAAAGGUGGGGCCGAGGCGACGCCGCCAUCAGUGAGCGCCGGUUCCGGAACCUUCCACGCCUCCGGCCCCAAGGUGGCCACCGAGGGCGGCCAGGUCAAGGUGUCCUUCCCCAAGCUGCGGAUGCCGAAAUUCGUCUUCUCCGAGCCCGAGGCCAAGGGCCGCGAGGUCGGGGUGGACGUCGACUUCCCCGGCGCCGACGCGGCCGAGCCGGAGCCGGACGAGGCCGAGGCCAGGCUGAAGAAAUCCAAGCUGAAGAUGCCCAAAUUCAACUUCUCCAAGCCGAAGGGGCGGGGCGGCGGCGGCACCCCGGGCUCCCCCGAGGCGUCGGGGUCGGCGUCCGGCUCCAAGGGCGACCUGAAGAGCUCCAAGGCCAGCCUGGGCUCGGCCGAGGGCGAGCUGGAGGCCGAAGCGCCUGCGGCCAAGGCCAAGUUCUCGCUGUUCCGCAGCAAGAAGCCGCGGCCGCGCUCGUCGUCCUUCAGCGACGAGCACUCGGCCGAGCCGGACGCCUCCAGGCAGCCCAAGAGCAAAUUCGGGACCUUUGGGGGCAUCGGCUCCAAGGCCAAGGGGUGCUACGAGGUGACGGCCGCCGACGAGGACGCGGGCCGGGCGCCGGGGUCCCGCCUGUCCUCGUCCUCGUCCUGCGAGGGUGUGGCCCGGGCCGGGAUCCGCGCGCCCGGCCUGGAGCUGGCGGUCAAGCGCAAGGAGUGACCGCGGGGCGGGGGUUGUACAUAGGCCCGGACCCGGGGGCCCCCGCGUGUACAGAGAGGGGGAGCGCCCGGGGUCCCCCCCCCCCAAACCCAGAUUUUGGGGUUCUCCCCUUGCUGAGAGCUUCUUCACUUCUUCCCUCCCAAUUUAUCCCUUUUUUUUUUUUUUUUUUAAAUUUUUUUAUUGGGGUUUAUUUUGUGCCCCCGUUUUUUUCCCUCCUUCCACUCCCCUGCAAAAAUAUUUUCAGUGUUUGGUUGAUGGAAAUGAAAUUUUUUUUUUGUCUUCCCCCCCCACCCCAGUUUUAACUUUUUUUUUUUUUUU
Molecule: messenger RNA, 13385 nt
Organism: Hirundo rustica (Barn swallow)
Lineage: Eukaryota; Metazoa; Chordata; Aves; Passeriformes; Hirundinidae
Product: neuroblast differentiation-associated protein AHNAK
Exons: 2
Coding region: 15-13067 (4350 amino acids)
Biological process (GO): regulation of RNA splicing
Cellular component (GO): cytoplasm; nucleus; costamere
Source: RefSeq, a predicted model, not a curated record